Molecule: messenger RNA, 1291 nt
Organism: Dunckerocampus dactyliophorus (ringed pipefish)
Lineage: Eukaryota; Metazoa; Chordata; Actinopteri; Syngnathiformes; Syngnathidae
Gene: mylpfb
Product: myosin light chain, phosphorylatable, fast skeletal muscle b
Exons: 6
Coding region: 57-569 (170 amino acids)
Biological process (GO): skeletal muscle tissue development
Cellular component (GO): cytoplasm
Molecular function (GO): calcium ion binding
Source: RefSeq, a predicted model, not a curated record
AUCGGCUUGGCGUAGGCUUCUCUUCUUGACCAACAACAACCCAACAAACUUGAGAGAUGGCACCCAAGAAGGCCAAGAGGAGGCAGCAGCAGGGCGAGGGUGGAUCCUCCAACGUGUUCUCCAUGUUUGAGCAGAGCCAGAUCCAGGAGUACAAGGAGGCUUUCACAAUCAUCGACCAGAACAGAGAUGGCAUCAUCAGCAAGGACGACUUGAGGGACGUGCUGGCCACCAUGGGCCAACUGAACGUGAAGAAUGAGGAGCUGGAGGCCAUGGUGAAGGAGGCCAGCGGCCCCAUCAACUUCACUGUCUUCCUCACCAUGUUCGGCGAGAAGCUGAAGGGCGCUGAUCCCGAGGAUGUUAUCGUGAGUGCUUUCAAGGUCCUGGACCCCGAGGCUACUGGCUCCAUCAAGAAGGAAUUCCUUGAGGAGCUCCUGACCACCCAGUGCGAUCGGUUCACCGCUGAGGAGAUGACCAACCUGUGGGCUGCCUUCCCCCCUGAUGUGGCUGGCAAUGUGGACUACAAGAACAUCUGCUACGUCAUCACACACGGAGAGGACAAGGAAGAGUAAAACUUGCCUUUCUGCAAAGCUCCACCUUACUCGCCGCCCCCCAAGCAAACCACCAUCUAUUCUCUCCGACGCACACGCACCCACCUGGCCUGCUCGUUCCUCUCGCCAGCUAACUACGGGAAAAAGACUCCUUUACCGAGGACUUGAAUGCUGUGGUGGUGUUUGUGUGUGAGUACCAACAGGGGAACAUGAUUAUUUUCAAAUAAAAAAUAAUCUUGUGACAUUCAACGCUCUCUCUCCAUCUCUGUCCCAUGUCUCUUUGUCCCUUCACCUUUUCCCCUCCAUUCUGUCCAUGCGUGUUGAGGCCGGCAGUGCAUGCAUCAUGCUUACAAAAUGUCAUGUAUGCAUAUGCAGUCCAGUGUAUACAGUGGCCUUUUAGAAUGUAUCUUGGGUGCUGUGAUGCAUGCAAAGUCGCUUACUUGAAACAAGUAAGCAGCCUGACCCCACUUGGUCUGUUAGCCUCAACCUUGCAUAGAGUUCUUCAUGAAUUCCUCCUUAUUCUUUGUAAUGGAGAAGAGUGGGCACUAUAAUAGUCUGCCAACCCCUCUUUUACACAGUUAGGAUUGCUAAAACUGCAGGGAUUUAAUGUAUUUUUUGCAGCUUUAAAUGUACAGGUACAUGUAGGACAGAGAUGGUGAAAGAUGAGGAGGGUGAUGGAAAGUAACUUUCUUCUCGCCCACUUGCUGCUGUUUCCCUCUUGUUGUUGUGACUGUUUCUCCACU